AUGGGGCGCGGCGCCGACGCUCGACUCCUCGGGGCGGCCGUGACCGCCCCGCCGCUGAACGACAUCGUUCAACUCUCGCUCGCGUCCCGCGCGUCCGCGGACGACGCCCCGACGGACCCGCGCGCGAAGACCGCCAAGGCGCGGCUGCGCGACCUCGCGACGUCCGAGCCCGGCACCGGCGUCGCCGACCGCAACGCCCUCGAGCGGUGCGCCAACGUCGUGACGUCCGCGCCGUUCUUCCUGUGCGGCCGCGACGUGCUCCGACGCGCGGCGGCGGAGAAGCAGAGGAGCAUCGAGCGCGACUGGCGCGACCGCGGCCUCGGUCUCCACAGCACCCGCGUCGACGACUCCCUCCCGCCGAUGGACCACGAGAAGAUGCGCAGGUUGGGUUGGGCGCUCGUCGGCGUCGGCGUCGCCGCGGUCGCGUACCACCUCGCCCCGCGCUCCAAACGCGCGCUUCGAACGACGCUGCGAAGGGUCGACUACACCGCCAUCGCGCUCGCGUCGAUGGCGGCGUCGGACGCGUACGGGGACGCCGUCGGGGCGCGAGCGGCGCGGAGGUCCGUCGUUCGCGUUCCUCGCGUCGUCACAGACGCAACCGUCGCGGCGUGCGUCAAGUUCCCGCUCAUCGUCUCCGCCGCGCACUGCGCGCUCUCCGAGGCGGCGUUCUACCGCGGCGCGCGCGUGGGGCGUCGAGGGGCGGGCGGCGUUCAUCACGAGGGAGGGAGUGUUCGAGGGAGCGAAGGGUCGGACGGCGCCAAGACAUGGCGUAAGCACGCGGCGUUUGCGAGCGCGGCGGGUUUUUUCUUCGUCGCCGAGGAGGUGUGGCCGGAUUUCCCGCUGCUGCACGCGGCGUGGCACGUCACCGGGGCGGCGGCGAUGUACACGGGGACGACGUGCGCGUUCGGCGAGCACGUGCCGGCGUCGCCGGGGUGA
Micromonas commoda is the source of this 936-nucleotide messenger RNA. RefSeq lists its product with no specific name. Bases 1 to 936 code for a protein of 311 amino acids. The transcript has a single exon. Lineage: Eukaryota; Viridiplantae; Chlorophyta; Mamiellophyceae; Mamiellales; Mamiellaceae. The record is from RefSeq and is a predicted model, not a curated record.